This is a messenger RNA of Pocillopora meandrina, 2461 nucleotides long. NCBI's taxonomy places the organism in Eukaryota, Metazoa, Cnidaria, Anthozoa, Scleractinia, Pocilloporidae. The record is from the annotation of a GenBank genome assembly.
AUGCUUCAUUUAUACGGACAAGGAUUACCCAGGAGAGCGCCGAAAAGAAGAGGACGAAGAGCUGUCAGCUUGACGCAGCCCCAUAUAUUUAACCGCUUUGGAGAGCCUUCCAAACACUCGAUCAUCCAACCAUACAGCAGCAAAAAGAGAAAAGUGAGUGAUCGAAAUGAUGGAAUUACUGUGAACGUCAGUGGAAAGAAAUACUUCUUCACUGGAAGAUUGUUAUCUCUAUUUCCCAACAGUCUACUGGCGCAUCGUAGAAAACGAGCUUUUUUCUACGAUUCUAUACGCGACGAACUGUUCUUCGACAGGAAUCGAACAGCGUUCGAAACCGUGUUCCAUUUCUACGUGUCAGAGGGACGAUUGAUGUUUCCCGACGAAAACUUUCCAGAACAGCUUCUGGCGGAUGAGCUUUACUUUUUUGGGCUAUAUGAGUACAUUAACGAAGAUAUCAAAAAGACAAAAUUAGCCUUGCCAAGUGCUUUGACCAAGAGACAAGUUAUGCCUUUAAGAAAGUGUCAAAGAGAAGUAUGGAAGAUCUUUGAAGUUCCAGAUUCAAACGCACUAGCUAGGCUGGUCAACUUGUUCUCUUUACUCGUUAUUGUCUGUUCAGCUAUAAUCCUGUGUGUUGAUACUCUCCCUACCUUCAGGAACUACAAACCCGUGACCUUGGCAUCAAAUGCUGCAUCGAACACAUCAAAGAACUCGAGUUAUGGCAACCAUUCCACAAAGACACAAAAAAUAGGGAUCGUUCAUAUCUUGGAGGCUUCUUGUAUUUCAUGGUUUACUUUGGAACUCAUUGCACGAUUUUCCGUUUCUCCAGAAAAACGAAAGUUUUUUGUUCAAGCUUUGAAUAUCAUCGAUUUAGUAGUCAUUGUUCCAUUCUACAUCUCGUUGUUUAUAUCCUUUGGAUCUAUUCGCGUCUCAUUGUACAUUUUGCGUAUUCUCCGUUUGUCACGAGUUUUUAGAGUAUUAAAAAUAUCUCGCUAUGUUACUACUAUGAAAGUACUGGGAAAAACUUUCAAGGACAGUAUUGGUGACCUCUGGACAAUGUUAUUUCUGAACAUAAUUGGAACUGUUCUCUUUGGGAGCAUAGCUUACUAUUGUGAACAGUGGCACGAGGGGACUAAGUUUGAGAGUAUCCCGGUGAGCUGUUGGUGGGCUAUGGUUACCAUAACAACGCUCGGCUAUGGAGAUAUCGUUCCUAAAACACUAGGUAAGAAUGAAAUAUCACUCGUGGGGCUGUUUCUUAGCCUAGUUUUCUAUACAUUCUUCAGUGGUUUGGGUUACUUUCCUAUCAAAUUGAGAUCCGGCAAACCGUGAACGCUUUUAUUUGAACCUGAGAGGUCAAUUGUGUACUGGUCGAUCUUGAUAAAGUUCAGUGCACGCGAUCAAACCCAAAACCACAAACUAAUUACUUUGCUGAUUGUGGUUUAGUUUCCUCUCGCUUGAUUGGCUUUGUCCUUGAGACAAAACAACAUUCCAGAAACAUCAUGGUUUCUGUUGUUUACAAUUUUCUGAUCGUGGGUUUCAGAGUAUAGUUACUUCAAUUCAAGCAUCUCUCACUUUUGCGCUAUCUUACAUCGGGAUGAUGAUUAUUUACAGGGCUAUUGGCUCAUUAAGUAUCCAAAUACCUUAUAAGGAUUUCUCCUUAGCUAAUUUCAUACUUUUCCUUUUGAGUUAUCCAAAAUAUUUAGUGUCUUAUCAAAAUAAGACUUUUUUUUACAACCUGUUUUCUGGACAAUGCUUUGAUAUUUUGGGGAAAAAGGAGUAAAAGGCUUAAGGAGAUUAUGUGUUUCUUCUUAUACACCAAGCCCUGUAAAGUCUCACGUGCUUAUUUUCACCAUGACAACUCCACGAUCACAGGAAAUUCGAGUGGCUUUGUAAUCAAUAAAUAACACUUAUUUUCUCUAUCACACUGCUGGACUGGUACUCAGACAGACAAUCCUAACAAUUUCUUGAUGUUGUCUAACAGGGGGUAAGAUAACAGGUGGAGUGUGUUCAGUGUCUGGAGCUUUACUCAUCACACCCUUCUUGCCAAUCAUCUUUGAAAAGUUUAACCGGUAUCAGCAGCAGGAGGAGUUCAAACCGAAAAGUAAUGGGUACGACAUGCGGGAAAAACAAAGAAAGAGAGCUUACACGGUUGACUACACUACGCAUGAGCAAUGCCAAGUAAAUGAACCGCUGGUCAGAAAAAGGCAGAGGAGAUUCACGGUCUGAAAAACACCAACAAGAAGGGUGGAUAGAGAAUUUUACAUACACCUCCAGCAUAAGAAGCCCAGAUAUUCAAGAGAACUUCAUACCAUGGAAAUGAUUUAUUAUUUUCGUAAAUAAAACUGUACUUAUUACUUGAUCAUUGUAUGCUCGAGAAUCUUACAGUCUUUGAUUUUGAGAGUCAAGGGAAUUAAACUCAUAUUUGGUGGCCUACUUAAUUAUGCCCAUUUCUGCAAGUACACCUCUC